AUGAAUGUCUUAAAUGUUUACGAAAAGCAUAUUCUAGCAGAUGAACGCUCCUUUACUCGAGUCUCAGAAAUCGAGAAGAUACUAAAGUACUUGGCAUAUUUUCUUCCAACCGAAUUUCGCACUAAUGAAUUAAGUUCCCAAACGAUUGCUUCUGUUUUAUUAAUACUGCAGCAGUUCCAUACAAACCUUUUGUAUCGAAAAAUCUCAGAAUUGCCCGAACACGAACAAACAUUACUGAAGAGCGAGAGGACAUUGUUCAUAGAACAUUUCAACAAAAAUAGCACUUUUUUCCAAAAAAGUUCUCAAUUACUGUUCUUAAUUGAUAGUUUGUCCCUCCCAUCAGAAAUUUUGACUGCCAAGCUUUACCCGUCGCAUCAAUAUGAUACUGUUCUCAGCGUUGAAUCACUCAAGUUAUUACUUCGCUUGCACUUGAUGUACCAAACAGGUGGGUACUUGCCUUUCAAAAAUCCUCUCUUGACCAGAGAUUUUAAUGCGAAAGACUUUAUCAACAUUUAUGCAACAUACAAAGAUCCAAACAACUACAUUACUCUGAAGAAGACUGGAAAGAGAGUACCCAGAUUGCACUCUGUCCCUUCAAGCUUUCAACAGCUAAAUCAGAGUACUCCGAAACUACACAAUCUCCUUUUACAAAGUACCUCAUUUCAGCCUUUAGGAUUGUUACGUAUUAUCUCCAAUCUCUUACGGGUUUUUCGUCCAUUUGUAUAUAUGCUUUUGACAUGGCAUUGGAAACGCACACAGCUCAGCGGUAAAUCUUCUCGUAGGCCAUGGCUCCCUUGGAUUUUGAGUUUUAUUAUGGAGGUUGCUUCAAUUUACCUGAAUUCAAAAGAUUCCGAUAAAUCGAGUAAGUCUUUGCCCAUGCGAGUCGAAGCAUGGUCCAAUCAAUCAGCAUUUAGAGACUAUUUAGUAUGGUCACUCACUCAUGGAAGAUUUUUUGAUGAAUUCACUAGACAAUGGCUUGAAUGUGCAGUGCGUUGGGUUGCACCUAUUCCUUUCGUUGGACGCUUAUUUAAUGUUUAUUUCAACGAAAGUAACUACAGGUUGGAAAACUAUGCUUCUUGA
Messenger RNA from Schizosaccharomyces osmophilus, 1080 nucleotides. It is a transcript of the gene pex16, whose product is annotated as Pex16 family peroxisome import protein Pex16. Lineage: Eukaryota; Fungi; Ascomycota; Schizosaccharomycetes; Schizosaccharomycetales; Schizosaccharomycetaceae. Gene Ontology annotation, cellular component: peroxisomal membrane. The record is from RefSeq and is a predicted model, not a curated record. Gene Ontology annotation, biological process: peroxisome organization. Bases 1 to 1080 code for a protein of 359 amino acids. The transcript has 4 exons.